Closterium sp. NIES-65 is the source of this 1227-nucleotide messenger RNA. The record is from the annotation of a GenBank genome assembly. NCBI's taxonomy places the organism in Eukaryota, Viridiplantae, Streptophyta, Zygnematophyceae, Desmidiales, Closteriaceae.
AUGGCUGGCGCGGCAGGUGCCUGUGUCAACGAUUUGUUGGGCAUGGACGACGCGAGUCUAGCUGCAGCGGUAGCUUCGGGGAAGAUUCCACUCAGGAGCAGCGGAAAUCCCGUUGCGAGCACCAAUGCUGCUGGCACCGCGGCGGCGGCGGCUACAGCCGCUACAGCCGCGAUGCGGAGCGCGCUUGCUAGCAGCGCUACUGCGCGUCGUAGCGGGCUCGGGGGAGGGGCAGGGGGAGCUCUGUCGGGCGCGCGGGGAGGAAUGGGCGCAGUCGCGCUGCUGAACGGGGACGGGGGAAGGUUCGAUGUCGGAGGGGCGCAACAGCAGGCGGAGUUUCUCCUGGCUGGGGGGGCGGCGGCGCAGCAGGCGGAUUUCCGCAUGGGCGGGGGGGCGGCGCAGCAGCAGCAGCAGCAGGCGGAGUUUCUGAUGGGCGGAAGGGCGGCUGCGCAGCAGCAGGGGGAUUUCCGAAUGGGCGGGGGCGCAGCGGCGCAGCAGCAGGCGGACUUUCUCCUGCUGCAAGAGCUGGCGGGACAGCAGGCGGCAUUGCUGGGGGGACCGCAACUAGCGGGGGGAUUCCCCGGAGUCGACAUCUCCGCGUUUUACGGCGGGGGCGGGGAGGCGGCGCGCGCGUCGAUGGCGGAGAUGGAGGCGAAGGCGCUGGCGCAGUCGCGCUCGCACAGCGAGGCGGAGCGGCGGCGACGGGAGCGCAUUAACCAGCACCUCGCGACGCUGCGCGCGCUCCUUCCUAGUUCUAGCAAGGCGGACAAGGCGACACUGCUAGGCGAGGUAUUAGACGUGCUGCGAGCGCUGCACGCGGAAAGACAUACGGACAAAGCAACACUCCUAGGAGAGGUGGUGGACGUGCUGCGGGCGCUGCACGCGGAGAGACGUGAAAGACAGAGUUCUCACAACCGCCCAUGCCCUACCCCGCCCCUCCCCUGUUACCCCCCCCCCCCCCCCCCCCCUGCUCCUCCCCCUAUCCAGACGGACAAAGCAACCCUUCUAGGAGAGGUGGUGGACGUGCUACGGGCGCUGCACGCGGAGAGGGAGAGGCGUGUGCAGGGCACUUUAUCCCCCUUCCCCCUGCUCCACCCGCCUUCCGCCCCCUCUUCUCCCCCCCAUUCAGACGGGUCCUUCGUCUGCAUGUGCGAGCACUGGAAACGGCCUCUUGCAGCAACCGAGUCACCCAUCAGAUGCUGCUCUCCCAAGACCCUCCUCCCCCUGUAA